UUGGUUAAAAUGGCUUGGACCAACGCACUGCGAGCUCAUUCAUUCCUCGACCGAGUCGCGUGAAAGUUGGACGCAAAACGAACCAUACAAAAAUGUGCCGCAAACUUGGAUUCAUUUUGCUCGCGUCCAUCGUGGGCGCCAUUUGGGCCCAAGAGCAACCCUACUAUCUGCAGCAGUGUCCGCGGGAUGAGGCUCAGAUCAACGACUGUCUGCGGGACAGUGGCAACAAGCUGGUCCACUAUCUGCAGAAGGGAGUGCCCGAGCUGGACAUCUACGAGAUUGAGCCCGUGAUGAUCGAUGAGAUUGGCAUUGUUCUGGGCAGCGGCCCGGAUGGCUAUCGCGCUCUCUUCCGCAACAUCCAGGCCUACGGCGUGAGCAACAUAACUGUCACAAAUAUCCGCUCCGACUUGGACUCGCUGCAGUUCCAACUGACGUGCGAGAUACCCCGUAUUCGCGUCAAGGCUCAGUACCGAUCCACAGGUGUUCUGAUCUUGGUGAAGGCCUCCGGUGCCGGCGACUACUGGGGCGAGUAUGAGGGCGUCAAGGCCAAGAUCUACUUCAAGGCGGUGGCCAACGAGGGAGCCGACGGACGCACCUACCUGACCACCGAUUCCGUGAAGAUGGACUUCAAUGUGAAGGAUAUACAGAUGGGUGUGGACAACAUUGCCAAUGGCAAUUCGGUCAUACAGGCUGCUCUCAAUCUGUUCAUCAACUCGAACUCUCAGGAGCUGCUCAAGGAAAUGAAGCCGGCGCUGCGGACGAAGCUCACUCUGGUCAUCAGGAACUUUAUGGAUCGCAUAUUCGCCAAGAUCCCCCUGGAUGAAUGGAUCAACCUUAACUAGUACUCCCCCCAGACACUGUUCUACUUCUAAGUCCUAAUUUAUUGCACAGAUUUCAAGCUAAAUAAACAAAA
Messenger RNA from Drosophila guanche, 913 nucleotides. It is a transcript of the gene Jhbp2, whose product is annotated as protein takeout. The record is from RefSeq and is a predicted model, not a curated record. The coding region runs from base 93 to 842 and encodes 249 amino acids. Lineage: Eukaryota; Metazoa; Arthropoda; Insecta; Diptera; Drosophilidae. The transcript is spliced from 7 exons.